UAUCCGUCGUGACCGUCGACUCGUGAGAGAGAGAGAGGAAAAGAGGAGGAAAGAGAGAGAGAGAGAGAGAGAGAAGGAAGGAGAGAAAGAAAAAGGCAAAUAAAAAGAGUUCGUCAUUUUUCUAGGAAAUUGUUGUAAAAUGACGACUGGCAGGACGAAUCUGUUCACACGAUUCAUCGAUCCAACUUGAAAUCGACAAUUAAUCGAAAAGCGCGAAAGAAAAAUAUAAAGAAAUAUUUAUCAAAGAUUAUAAUAGUUAAUAUAAAGUAAGGUGCCAAUUUUUCAUUGAAACGCGUCAUCAAAUGAUGUGAUGAAUGUGCCAUAAUCUAUGAUAACGUGCGUGUGAAUUACGAACGCGGGAAAGUUAGGACUGUUUUUAUCGCAGUGUGAAAAUCCCAAUUAAUGCAAUUACCUGUGAAAUUGCUAUCAGAGAGACGUAUCGCGUCGGAAUUAAUGAAGAAACACUUUUUAUUCUCGCUCUCUGAAUCGCGGAAGAUAACGAUCGUGUGAUAAUUAUGUACAAUGAAACUGUCGAUCAUUUACGAUGAUAUCAAGAGCCGAAUCAAGAGAUUGCUUUAAUAAAUCAAAUCGAUGUAAUAUCCUCGAGAAAUUGACCAAGGCAUUUUAUCUUUGAAUAUUUUUCACGAUAUUCGCCAAUUCUCGAUCAUCUCCAGUAAUGCAUUUGCAUCAAAAUUAGACUUUUACAAAAUUCUGUCGCGCAAAAAUAACUGUGUAGAAAUGGAGCUAUUGCAAGAGAGAAAGAGAGAGAGAAAGAUCUCGAUUAAUAUGCAGCUCGUGCGUGAAAAAACAUUUCACGCGUGAUCUGAUCCCAAGAGCAUCCGCGAAUCGAAAACAGAUCACUUUGACAGAUCGAUUUGCCGCGAAAGUACUCGUCGUCGUAGAGCAGUGAUUAGCAAAAAAAAAACAAAUGCUGAAAUGUGGUGCUAGUUGCAAGCGGAAAUUAAGUCGAUUGCAGAGAUGCCGAGAGACCAUUAAGCACUCCGGGACUAUAAAAGGAUACGAUCUCUCAAGGACCAUAGAUUGGACCAGAGAGAUGUAAGAUUGUGUGGGAAUCUCUGCUAUUCGUCAGCAGGAUCUAUCGAGCAUCGUGACUUAAGAAGAGACUCAACAUUGCGAGGAUGUUGGAGAAAUAUUUUCGCAGGAUUCAUUAAAGAUCAGAAAUUCUGGAAGAAUGUAACAAAGUUGUAUGUCUUCAGCAAUCUUCUAAAAUUUUUACGUUAUUAACGAUAUUAAAGGAUUGUAUAAAUAUAAGAGAAUAAUCAAGUUGUAAUAAUGAAAUAUUACAUUGAGAAAUAUCGAAGCAUAGAUGUAUUAUAUAUUGCCAGGAGAUGGAGAACUAUAUUAUACGGGGAUGUGAAGUUAAUCUCGAGAAGCAUAUAAUUUCAAGCACACGCUAAAACUCGAAAGCAUGUCACGUUAUUUCGAGCGACUGCUACGAGUCACUGUUACGAGCGGACGAUGAUCACUCGUCGUUGGAAAUGUCAGGAUUGAAUUUAAACAAAUUCGAAGGAAGAUAUCGUCGCGGACGGAUGUAACAAGCGACAACAGCGUUGCAAGCGGAAGGAUGAGCGGCUGAAGAUGAGUGCGUCAGGUUAUUGGUGCGCGCUCAUCCUGCUCACGUUCACGCAAGAUUCCCUCGGCAACCACUACGAGAAGCUUCUCCAGGUCGAGAAGCCGAAGGGUUAUCUGCGACAUCAGCAAAACCGCGGGUCGUCCUUCGUCGACCGCAGGCUCGUCGACGCGACGGAAUUCCGUGCCGCCGAGAUCCUCUCGACCCUCAACAGUCCCGCGGCGAUUCGCUCGAUCGGGGAAAUCGCUCGCACCGAGGCGGAAGUGGAGGUGGAGAGGGUGAAUCGUCGAUCGGAAAAUCGUCCGGCGGUCACGUGGGAUCGCGCCUUGAACGUCUUCCGGCCGACGGAGAUCCAUUCCGUCGCGCUGACUCGUCCCGAUUCCGCGGGAAAUCUCGUUGCCGGGAUGGGGAAUCCCCGUCCGAUGAAGACUCAUCCCUCGCCGAGACAUCGUUCCGCGGAAAUCAUCCCCGGGAGGAUCUGCAUUCCAUCUCAGGUCGAAUCUGAGGAGAAGCGUCCCGUGCGGAUUCGCUCGGCGGAAAUGCGCUCGCAAACGGAAGAGCGUCGUUCCGCGAAGGAAAUUUCGCCGACCGAGAUCUUUCGGAUGGAGAUCGAACAGGAAGCGUCGAGCGUCGAGAGAUCGCAGAUCCGCCACGGGAGAUCGAGGAGUCAUUUUGCGCGGCAGAAGAUCGCGGAGGAUCCUUCGAAGGAGGGCGCGAAGGAUUCGGUGAUGAGGAUCGACACCAGCGUUCGUGUGGAUCGCGAGAAUCACUACAAGACACAAGGUCAAGUGGAAAGAGUGAGUGAUCAUCCGGAAACGUCCGUCUCGCUCAAGCAUAAUCAUUCCUGGCUUCUCGAGCGAAAUUUCGCGAAGAAUAACUCGGUCAACAGCCAAUCUCUCGAUCGAGUCGAGGAUAAUGUUCCGGAGGGACUGGAAAGUUUGCUCAAGCUGUAUCAGACAAGAAAAGGAAGCGCGCUCGAAGAAAGUUCCGCCGUUCCUCUCACGCGUAAUCUUUCCCGGCUGAUGGAGCAAAAUUUCUCCAAGGAUAACUCGAGGAAUGUCGGAUUCUCGGAUCAGAACGAGGACGAAAUACGAAGAAAUUCCAACGGUGGUACGAUUAGAGCGCGUCAUUCGGAGAAUCACGGCGUUCUGCGCUCGAGUCCCGAUCCCCUGAAGAGUCUCUUCAAGGACGAUCCCCUGAGUAAAUUGAGGAAAAUAUUCCUGAACAAGACCGUCGCGUCGACAGUCGCGAUUGAUCGCAACACAACCGAAACGCUCGGCGUCGAUGCUGAAGCGAACACCAGCGAAACCGUCCACGAUCUCGAGGAGGAGGAGGAGGAGAUCCUGCAGGAUGUCGUGGUGGAUUACUCGAACUUGGAGGAAUCGACGAAUGCCUCCUUCCUCGAUCGGUCAGCUCGCAGAAGAUGGCAGGCCACCCAGGUUGAUAUCGUGACGCGUUUCCUGCGGAUAAUCGAGAAUCAGCACACCCUGGGCGAGAACUGCACCGCCGGCACGGACCUGAAUCUGGGCGAAGGUGUCGUGGAUCAGUACGCACAAGAGAGAUUCCGCCUCGAGGCGGAACUCGCCGUCAAUCGCGCCAAUAUGCUCACCCGACUCUGGAAGUACGCGCCGGAAGUGAUGCUGUCGUCCGAGUAUCUGUUGCACGCCAGCGUCUUGUCCAUGGUGGAGUUUGACGAGGAUAUCUUCGCUGCCGGCAAUUGCUACGACAAGCUGCAGUACCGAAAUCGCUGGCUUUACUGCCCGUUUGCUCAUAGGUUGCCCAAUCAGGACGGCAUCCUGGUGAAGGAUCUCGCGAUCGAGUACAAGUACUUGAGCAAUAGCAGCGAGUGGUUCUACAUCGCCAGGAAGAACGCCGAGAGGGUAAUCGCCAGUUAUGAGCAAUUCAGUCGUGGAUUCCACACCUAUACAUUGAACGAAAGCGUGCACACGGAAAGGGAGGAGGACGAAAUCCUGACAGUGAAAUACGAGGAUGGCAGGUGGUCGAAACCGUAUUACGACUGCGGAGGUGGUAAUAUCUGGAUGCUGACCUAUACGGUACCCUUCUUCGGAUACGUCAACGACACCUAUUUCUUCAAGGGCACCAGCGGUAUCGACAUAGACCUUCGUCGAGUAGACAUAGAUCAGUGCCCGUUGCCGGCCGGAUCCGCGCAGCUGAACAUAUUCGCCGCCAGCGACAAGUGCAAAAAGCGCACCACCGAGUGCAUCGCCAUUCCCGGCCUUGGUUUUCGCCGCGGUAGUUAUCGAUGCGUUUGCAAACGAGGCUUCUACUAUCCGGACACGAAAUCGGACAAGAGGUACUACAAUGGCACUGUCAUAGAGGAAGAGUACGAGAAAUUGAUGAUGCGCGAGAAGAACCAAUAUUCCGAGGACGGAGUGUUCGAAUGCCUGCCGUGCGCCGAAGGAUGCGAAUCCUGCGAGGACGGCUCGCCUUGCGUCGUAUCCCUCAACUGGUUGAUGCGAACGGCGAUACUUAUCCUAGAGUGCUGCAUCAUCGCUUGCCUGCCAGUCGUCGUUCUUUUCACAUGGAAAUAUGGGCACGUGAAGGUGGUGCGGGCGGCCAGCCCGGUUUUGUUGCGCGUGAUCGUCCUGGGCGCCUUCUUCAUAUACUGCACGACCAUAGUUAUGUAUCCCAGGCCAAACAUCAUCACGUGCACCGUUCGCGUAUGGCUACGAGAAAUUGGCUUUUCUCUCACAUACGGGGCACUCAUGCUCAAAACGUGGCGGAUAUCCGUGAUCUUCCGAGUGAAGUCGGCGAAGGCCGUGAAAAUAACGGACGCGAGCCUGCUGAAGCGUCUCGGCAUCAUCGUCCUGACGUUCAGCGUGUUCCUGAGCAUAAGGACACUGGUCGCGCCGCCCGUCGUCAUCGUCGGCCGAACCGCCGACGAUCUCAAGGCUUAUCUCUGCCGAACUGACUGGUGGGACCACAGUUUCACUACUCUCGAGGUGAUGUUCCUCGUAUGGGGCAUCCGCCUGUGCAUCGUAGUAAGAAAAACUCCCUCGGAGUUUAACGAGAGUCGAUUCAUUUCAAUGGCCAUUUACAACGAAUUUCUACUGUCAGUCUUCCUCAACGUUUCAAUGUUGUUCCUGCAAUCACCGGCCAAUCCCGAUUUAUUGUACAUCAUAUUUUUCUGCCACACCCAGCUUACCGUCACAUUGCUGCUGUGUCUGAUAUUCGGCAGUAAAGCUUACGUGGUGUUCCGCGGCGGGGGGAAGGAGGAGACGAUCGGCAAACUUUGCGGCGCGACCGGCAAAUUCUUGGGGAAAAGCAGUCGUCCGCAGGGCACCAGCAACCAGACCAACUCGAUAUCGCUUCAGCAGGGUAAUUUUGCCGAGGAGAGCGACUCCGCCACGGAGGAAUUUCGCCGUUUGCUCAACCAGUUAGAAGUCCUGAAGGAGAAGAACAUUUUAUUAGGAAAUCAGGAGCUGGUCAGCAAGCUAGCGGCCAUGCUGGAUGCUUCGAAUCGCAUCGAAGCUCAAGUAUCCACCAUUCAAGCCAUUACGACUAAUAUCAUUCAGUCAAACGAUCUCGAUAAAUCGACGAAGGAAACUAAUCUUGGGCAAGCUUGUCAAGAGCAGGGUCGGUCAGGAAACGAUUUUCAGAAAGAGAAUCGAUGUCGCGCGUGUAUUGAAAAAAAUGGACUCGGCAGAAAGGAUACGCAGGAUCCAUCGAAGGAUAAUGAGAUGUCAGAAUCGAAGAAAAUUGAUAAAGACAUCGCCGUGUCGACAUCUUCGGAGCAUGUUGUCGAGGAGGUCGACAGGGAAGCGUGUCACGGGAGGGAAACUAAAGAGGCUGACUUAAGGGACAAAUCUAGGAGCAGAUCCGGCCACGCCAGAACACAUGCCAUAGUUAUCAACCUCGACGACAAGAGCAGGUUUUCCGAGGAAGUUACUGUGUAACUCUAUGGUUAAGUGAAAAAUAAACAGCUAGAACAAACGCAA
This is a messenger RNA of Cataglyphis hispanica, 5550 nucleotides long. RefSeq names its product probable G-protein coupled receptor 158. Gene Ontology annotation, cellular component: membrane. NCBI's taxonomy places the organism in Eukaryota, Metazoa, Arthropoda, Insecta, Hymenoptera, Formicidae. Gene Ontology annotation, molecular function: G protein-coupled receptor activity. The transcript is spliced from 14 exons. Bases 1600 to 5508 code for a protein of 1302 amino acids. The record is from RefSeq and is a predicted model, not a curated record. Gene Ontology annotation, biological process: G protein-coupled receptor signaling pathway.